AACCUUGGUCAAACAUUUAGAUGCAUGUUCCCAGACAGCAAAAUUGCUCAGUCAUUUGAACUUGGGCCUACAAAAGUCCAUUAUAUCAUCAACUUUGGAAUUGCUCCAUACUUUAGAGACAUCUUGUAUGAUUCAUUGAAAAAAGUUGAAUGUUAUGUUGUCUCUUUUGACGAAAGUUUGAAUACUGUAACUCAGAACUGUGAAAUGGAUGUACUAGUAAGAUUUUUUGACCCUGUUGAUGACAAAGUUAAAAUCCGUUACUUAGACUCAAGCUUUCUUGGACAUAGUGCUCACCAAGAUUUGUUCAGCCAUUUCACGAAGACGCUUGGGAAAUUAGAUCCAAACAAAAUGUUUCAAGUAUCCAUGGAUGGACCUAGCGUUAACUUCAAAUUUUUGGAAAAAGUCCAGAAAGACCGUCUUGACAAUGAACAACAUCAACUCAUUGACAUAGGUAGCUGUGGUCUUCACACUAUUCAUGGUGCUUUCAAAAAUGCUGCAGUUUCUACUGAAUGGAACAUUAAGAAAAUACUCCAUGGUUCUUACCAAAUAUUGCACGACACACCAGCCAGAAGAGAUGAUUAUGAAAGUGUGACAUCAUCUAAUGUUUAUCCGCUAAAUUUUUGUGCUACACGGUGGGUGGAAGACAAAGUUGUAGCAGAGCGUCUCAUUGAAAUUUGGGAAAAUAUUGUGAAAAUCGUAAAGUUUUGGGAAGGUCUUCCGAAAUCAAAACGACCUGCUUCUAAGAGCUAUGGUUAUGUGAAAGAUGCUGCUAAAGACCUGCUCACACCUGCGAAAUUGAAGUUUUUCAGUUUCCUAGCUGGAAUUUUGCAACCAUUUUUGGUAAUGUACCAAACGGACAAACCAAUGGUUCCUUAUAUGUAUCAAGACUUGACCAAGCUUUUAAAGAAUUUAAUGAGAUUGAUUGUUAAGCCUGAUGUGUUAACAAAAUGUGAAUCAAUAAGUGAUUUAAAAGCUGUCAAUUUGAAUGAUAAUUCAGUGCUUAUGAAACCAAAGAAUUAUAAUUUAGGCUUUGCUACUAGAUUUGAAAUAAACGAAUUAAAAAGAAAAGAUCUAAUAACUAAUGCACAGGUGGCUAAGUUCUUUACUGAUGCUGUUAUAUUUGUUAGAUCUAUUGUUGAGAAGUUAUUCGACAAGAGUCCGUUGUCAAAAAAUGUUGUUAAAAAUUCCACUAUAUUUGAUCCCAAGGUAAUGGUUACUGAAAGCUCCUCUGUUUUGCAAACCAAACUGAGAAGCAUGUUAACAUAUCUGGUGAAGCUUAGAGUUUUAACAUCUUUUCAAUGUGACAAAAUCACUGAAGAAUUUAAUGAGUUUUCCGAUCACAAUUUGAAACUUCACAUUGAUAAAUUUCAGAGUUUUGAUAGGUUUCAAGAAGACUUAGAUGAAUUUUAUUUGGUGAUGUUGGCGUAAAAAGUUUCAAGGGAC
This is a messenger RNA of Hydractinia symbiolongicarpus, 1443 nucleotides long. RefSeq lists its product as uncharacterized. The record is from RefSeq and is a predicted model, not a curated record. Bases 25 to 1428 code for a protein of 467 amino acids. The transcript is spliced from 2 exons. NCBI's taxonomy places the organism in Eukaryota, Metazoa, Cnidaria, Hydrozoa, Anthoathecata, Hydractiniidae.